Equus quagga is the source of this 3574-nucleotide messenger RNA. RefSeq names its product calcium-activated chloride channel regulator 1-like. Gene Ontology annotation, biological process: chloride transport. Lineage: Eukaryota; Metazoa; Chordata; Mammalia; Perissodactyla; Equidae. Bases 2 to 2716 code for a protein of 904 amino acids. Gene Ontology annotation, molecular function: intracellularly calcium-gated chloride channel activity. The record is from RefSeq and is a predicted model, not a curated record. The transcript is spliced from 14 exons.
AAUGGUGCUCAGUUUGAAUGUUAUUCUGUUCCUAGCUUUGCAUGUCCUGACUACAGUGAAAAGCUCAAUUUUAAAUUUGACUAACAACGGAUAUGAUGGCAUUGUCAUUGCAAUUAACCCCAGUGUACCAGAAGAUGAAAAACUCAUUCAAAACAUAAAGAAAAUGGUAACUGAAGCUUCAACUUACCUGUUUCACGCCACCAAAAGAAGAGUUUAUUUCAGGAACGUAAGCAUUUUAAUUCCAAUGACCUGGAAGUCAAAAUCUGAGUACUUAAUGCCAAAACAAGAAUCAUAUGAACAGGCAGAUGUCAUAGUUGCUAAUCCUUACCUAAAAUACGGAGAUGAUCCCUAUACACUUCAAUAUGGACAAUGUGGAGACAAAGGACAAUAUAUACAUUUUACUCCAAACUUCUUGUUGACUAAUAAUUUGCCUAUCUAUGGGUCCCGAGGCAGAGUAUUUGUCCAUGAGUGGGCCCAUCUCCGAUGGGGAGUAUUUGAUGAGUAUAAUGUGGACCGGCCAUUCUAUAUCUCCAGAAGGAACACUAUUGAAGCAACAAGAUGUUCAACUCAUAUUACUGGUAUUAACGUGGUUUUCAAGGAAUGCCAGGGAGGCAGCUGUUUAACAAGGCCAUGUAGACGUGACUCACAGACAGGGCUGUAUGAAGCAAAAUGUACAUUCAUCCCAGAAAAAUCCCAGAGCACAAGGGAAUCCAUAAUGUUUAUGCAAAGUCUCGAUUCUGUGACUGAAUUUUGUACAGCAAAAACACACAAUACGGAAGCUCCAAACCUACAAAACAAAAUGUGCAAUUACAGAAGCACAUGGGAUGUAAUCAUGGACUCUGAUGAUUUUCAGAAUGCAUCUCCCAUGCCAGGAACAAAUCUACCACCUCAUCCUACAUUUUCAUUGCUCAAGUCCAAACAGCGAGUAGUUUGUUUGGUACUUGAUAAAUCUGGAAGCAUGGAUUCAGACGACCGUCUCCUUCGAAUGAAUCAAGCAGCAGAAUUAUAUUUGAUUCAAAUUAUUGAAAAGGAAUCUUUGGUUGGGAUGGUCACAUUUGACAGCUCUGCUGAAAUCCAAAAUAAUCUAACAAAAAUAACUGACGAUAAUGCUUACCACAACAUCAUUGCAAAACUGCCUCAGUUUGCUGGUGGUGGAACUUCAAUUUGUAAUGGACUCAAAGCAGGAUUCCAGGCAAUUGUCUACAGUAACCAGAGUACUUCUGGUUCUGAAAUCAUAUUACUGACAGAUGGGGAAGAUAAUCAAAUAAGCUCAUGCUUUGAGGAGGCAAAAGCAAGUGGUGCGAUCAUCCAUACCAUUGCUCUAGGCCCUUCUGCUGCCAAAGAACUGGAGACUCUGUCAAAUAUGACAGGAGGACUUCGUUUUUCUGCCAAUAAAGACAUAAACGGCCUUAUUGAUGCUUUCAGUAGAAUUUCAUCUAGAAGUGGCAGCAUCACUCAACAGGCUAUUCAGUUGGAAAGUAAAGCCUUUAAUAUUAGCAGGAGGAAAUGGGUAAAUGGUACAGUGCCUGUGGAUAGUACAAUUGGAAACGACACUUUCUUUGUUGUCACAUGGACAAUACAAAAGCCAGAAAUUCUUCUCCAAGAUCCAAAAGGAAAGAAAUAUAGAACCUCAGAUUUCAAAGAAGAUAAACUAAAUAUUCGGUCUGCCCGUCUUCAAAUACCAGGUAUUGCAGAGACAGGUACUUGGACUUACAGCCUACUAAAUAAUGCCAACUCUCAAAUGCUAACGGUGACAAUGACUACUCGAGCAAGAAGUCCUACCACACUCCCAGUAAUUGCAACUGCUCACAUGAGUCAAAAUACAGCACAUUACCCUAGCCCAAUGAUUGUUUAUGCACGAGUCAGUCAAGGGUUUUUGCCUGUUCUGGGAGUCAAUGUAACAGCCAUUAUAGAAAACGAAGAUGGACAUCAAGUAAUAUUGGAGCUCUGGGACAAUGGUGCAGGUGCUGAUACUGUCAAGAACGACGGCAUCUACUCGAGAUAUUUUACAGAUUACCAUGGAAAUGGUAGAUACAGUUUAAAAGUAUUUGCCCAGGCAAGGAAAAGCACAGCUAGACUAAGUUCAAGACAACAACAGAAUAAAGCUCUAUAUAUACCAGGCUAUGUUGAAAAUGGUAAAAUUAUACUGAACCCACCCAGACCUGAAAUCAAAGAUAACACGGCAGAAGCUGAAGUAGAAGACUUCAGCAGACUAACCUCUGGAGGGUCGUUUACUGUAACAGGAGCCCUGACGCCUGGAAAUCAGAAUCAUGUGUUCCCACCAGGUAAAAUUACAGACCUCCAGGCUAAGUUUAAAGAAGAUCAUAUUCAACUUUCAUGGACUGCCCCUGGCAAUGUCCUUGAUAAAGGAAAAGCCAACAGCUACAUUAUAAGAAUAAGCAAGUGUUUCCUGGAUCUCCAAGAAGAUUUUGACAAUGCUACUUUAGUGAAUACUUCUAGUCUGACACCUAAGGAAGCUGGCUCAAUUGAAAAUUUUGAAUUUAAACCAGAACCUUUUACAACAGAAAAUGGCACCAAAUUCUAUGUUGCAAUUCAAGCCAUCAAUGAAGCCAAUCUCACCUCAGAGGUUUCUAACAUUGCACAAGCAUCUAAGUUUAUCCCUCCACAAGAACCCAGCGCCCCUGGUCUGGGUACCAAGAUUUCUGCAAUCAGUUUGGUAAUUUUUGGAUUAGCUGUGAUUUUAUCUAUCCUUUAAACUAGGAAUUGUACUAGAACUAAAACUCAAUGUUAUGAGUAUUUGGUAAACAUUUAUUUAGAAUUUAAUUUGCUAUACUUGUCUAUUAUAAAACUCUUUGUAAUAUAAAACUGAAUGUACAAAAGGAGUAAAUUUCCUAAUUCCUUGAGUUCAUUAAUGCUAAUUAGAUGCUAAAUGUAAAUAAAAAUGAGUACAACAUUUCCUAUCUUUGAAAAACCCAUUUAUUAACUCAGUAUAAAAAGAAGAUGCAUAUUUGUACUUGUAGGCUUUUUAAGAAAUUUUUGGAGUGUGCUACAAAUUCACUUGGUAUAUUAACAAAAUCAAAAUUUAUCCAAGCCAUUUGAAAAAUAUUUACAUAUCCACAAUAGACAAUUCUAUGGUAGAAUUAUUUAAGUUUUAUUCUUGAUUAUGAAUGAAUACUUCAUGUUUACAUAAACUGUAAUCAAAAAGGACAAUAAAGAUAAUUUUCCAAUGAGAAAUGGUCUAAGGCAGUAAAGAGGUCAAGUUUUUUUUUAUCAUUGAUUAAAAGUGGUAUAUGAAAGUUUUGACUCUAGGCAUGAAAUGACUGUUAGAUAAAAAGAGAGUUUUAUGUGUGAAUUGUGGAGCAGUCAUAUUUUGAGACAAUUACUAGAUCCUGAGUAUCACCAAGAUGCUCCAUCAGGGCAGGGAUUUUUUUUGUUUUCACUGCUAUAUCCUCAACAUCUAGAAUAGUACUUGACAUUUGGUAAAUACUCAAUAAAUAUCUGUUAAACAAAUUAAUGAAUAUUUUCAUACUAUCAAAGAAAUUCAAAUUUGACCCAUUACAUCAAAAAAUAUCCACAAAAUAUGAUGUGCACAUGAUAAUGUGAGGACUCAACA